Molecule: messenger RNA, 1921 nt
Organism: Orbicella faveolata
Lineage: Eukaryota; Metazoa; Cnidaria; Anthozoa; Scleractinia; Merulinidae
Product: death domain-containing ATP nucleosidase-like
Biological process (GO): nucleoside metabolic process
Cellular component (GO): cytosol
Molecular function (GO): methylthioadenosine nucleosidase activity; adenosylhomocysteine nucleosidase activity
Source: RefSeq, a predicted model, not a curated record
GUGAGCAAUUUUUUUUUGAUGUGACAGUUGUGGGCCACCGUACUUUCCUCUUGGCUUACUAUGUAUCUUAAUCUCGGAAAGGGUGGAUGCGAACUUACCGAUAUGCUAACAACCUUUAAAAAUUGAAGUUUAAGGCAAUUAUUUUUAAGGUUUAAAAUGGAAGUGUAAGUUCAAAGGUUUACAUUCAGAGGGUUUUCUGUUCAGAUUUAGGGGCUAAUCAUAGGAUUUCGGUGACUGCUUAUUUUUCAUUGCUGAUGGCUUGUAUUUUACUUCGCAGGGACCCGAAAUUGUAGGACAAAAUGGGUAAACCACCUCAGCUCAGUGUCAAAAUUCCAAAGGAGGGAGAGCUCUCAACAGACGGACUAGAGUUUAGUGAGAAUUUCGUCAUAGACUUCCUACUACUGACAGUUAAACCGUGCGAGUUUCUGAGUUGUUAUCACUACCUACAAAAGCCUAAGCAAUAUUAUGCUAAACGAACCGGCUAUGUUUACGUUGGGAAAAUGGGAGACGAAGGUGAACAGGAAAAGUUGACAGUCGGUCUGAUGAAAUGUAACAUGGGCCCUGGUGGACCAGCGAUGGCUGUGCAAAAUGUAGUCACCACUUUGAAGCCUAAGGGUGUGUUCUGUGUGGGUUUUUGCGGGGGAAUGAAUGCCAAAAAAGCCAAGCUAGGAGACGUGGUGGUGUCAGCCAAGCUGAUCUCGUAUGCUUCACGUAAGGUUACAGAAGGUGGCAUCGAACUACGUGGUACAAGUGUCCCCUUGGGUAAGAAGCUAAAUGACCUCCUGAAAGAUGCGGGCCAUGGCUGGAAGCCACCACUAAAGAACAUGGAAGAAGCAGAGCCGCAAGCGGUCAAUGGCACGAUGCUGAGCGGCCCCGAGCUAGUAAAUUCCAAAAACGAACGUGAUAGACAGCUGAAGGAUUAUCCUGACGCGAUUGCAAUUGAAAUGGAAGGCGAAGGGGUGUUUACGGCAGCUCAUGAUCUCGAAAUAGAAUGGGCCGUCGUAAAAGGUAUAUCAGAUUAUGCUGAUGGAACCAAAGACUCAACCAAGGACUGGCAAUCUUACGCGAGUGUGAUGUCAGCGUCUUUAGUUGAUCAUGUGUUAAAGAAGCCCAGAAUUUUUAAAGACUGGCCCCGCUAUGGUGGAGAUAGAAAGUAUUCUAAGGGUUGAUUUAAUACUUAAACGAAGCUUAUACGGCGUUUAGAAAGUUGAAUGUAGUCUAAGCGGGUUGUAAAUAGUAUGUGCAAUUGUUAGUAUGUGUUGUGGUGGGUGGAGCUUGGGAAGGGAAGAAGGCCGCGUUACACCACAAUACUGAGUGAAACGUGUUCUAAAUAGAGUGUACUCGUAAAGCGCAAUGUCUCGUAAUGGUAAGAUUUCAAGUCUUCGCAUAGAGGAGGGUUGGUGUCUCAUGUCAUUAAACUAUAAAGAGAUACUAUAUAUGAAUGUCUUUAAGCGAUCACCCCUAACAAUGAGUUUGUAUGUCGAUGACUGAAGGCUUUUUUAAUCUUUAACUCACAAAGACAAAUUUGUUGGUUUUGACGGGUAUUGUAAACUGGUGUUUCGUACGUUGGUCCUUUGUCGUGCCAAAUGAAAACACCGUGAUUAGCACGAGUGUGGGUUGAUACAUAUCGUGGAGUAUAGAGAAACGUUUCGCCAUAGGAGAAAACUGACAUGGCAACAGACUAGCUAGAAACACAAAACACAUCACUGAUAAUUAUACAACGCAGGUUGAUGACAAAAGAAAGAUUGCCCAGCUUAAGCAUGCGGAUUUUUUCAUGGUAAUUUGUCACAGAAUAUAAUUGAAAUUAUCAUUGGCGCUCUUUAGUUAGAGCGAUGAUUUGUUAAUAUAUAUCGACUUUUGUGUCAAUAUUCGCAUUCGAAGUGAAGCAAACAAAUUAAAUUGAUAUAGUUCCCUAUUUCCA